Messenger RNA from Saccostrea cuccullata (small rock oyster), 813 nucleotides. RefSeq lists its product as uncharacterized. The record is from RefSeq and is a predicted model, not a curated record. The transcript is spliced from 2 exons. NCBI's taxonomy places the organism in Eukaryota, Metazoa, Mollusca, Bivalvia, Ostreida, Ostreidae. Gene Ontology annotation, molecular function: ubiquitin protein ligase activity; translation repressor activity. The annotation marks the transcript as partial. Gene Ontology annotation, biological process: protein polyubiquitination; negative regulation of translation; proteasome-mediated ubiquitin-dependent protein catabolic process.
AUGUCGAAUUUUGAAGAUUAUCUCCUAAAGUCAAUGUUUCUAUACCAAGUUUCUCUCCACAUCAAAUCAACAGAGAGAAGCUCCAUCAAAUUUUGUUCUCUGUCAGCAUUAUCCAUUACAACAGAACAUGGCUACAUAAUGAAGACACCAGAAGCUGUAUCCUGUCCUCCAGUCAAACCACUGCUUGAUAAACCAGAGCUUAUCACCACCAUAGACACUGGGUAUGAAAAUCUAAAGAGUAUUACCUGUCUCAUUGAUGAAGAAUUCUGGACAUGUGGGUCUCACAAAAUCAUGAAACUCUUCAACCUCCAAGGCAAACUACUGAAGUCAAUCCAAACCAAGUCAGGGAACACACCAUGUGACAUAGCAGUGACAAGGAGUGGAGUUCUAGUUUAUACUAACCCUGUUACAAGAACUGUAAACAUAGUGAACAAUGACCAGAUACAGAAAGUGAUCAGACUACAGGGGGGGAUACCUUGUGACAUGAAAUACAUCACAGAGAACAGGAUCCUGGAUAUCUGUGUAGCUGACUGGGAAGCCAAUGCAGUAGUGGUGGUUAAUCAUGCAGGAAAACUCCAAUUUAGAUACACUGGUCAUCCCUCUACUACCUGGCGAUCAUUCUAUCCAUAUGGCAUCACAACAGACAGUCAGAGUCAGAUCCUGACAUCAGACUAUGACAACGACUGUAUCCACAUCCUAGAUCAGGACGGACAGUUCCUCUGUAACAUUGUUAACUGUUAUCUAGCCUAUCCAUGGGGUUUAUGUGUAGACACCAGAGACAACCUCUUUGUGGCAGAGUGGUACAGUGGUAAA